Molecule: messenger RNA, 1845 nt
Organism: Anopheles marshallii
Lineage: Eukaryota; Metazoa; Arthropoda; Insecta; Diptera; Culicidae
Gene: abs
Product: ATP-dependent RNA helicase abstrakt
Exons: 1
Coding region: 1-1845 (614 amino acids)
Biological process (GO): mRNA splicing, via spliceosome
Cellular component (GO): spliceosomal complex
Molecular function (GO): ATP binding; RNA binding; RNA helicase activity
Source: RefSeq, a predicted model, not a curated record
AUGUCGGCACCUUCUAUUAAAAGAUAUAGGAGAGAUUCUGUUAAAAGUGACGAUGAGGAAGAACACGAUAAAUACGUUCCUUACGUACCGGUGAGGGAACGAAAGAAGCAGCAGCUGCUCAAGAUGGGUCGCAUCGUUCAGCUAACAGCAGAAGCAUCUGCAGUAGGCAAAUCGUCCAGCGAAAAUGAACACGAAGAGGAAAGUACGGAGGAAUCAUGGGGCAGGAAGUUUAACAUUAGCCUGUUGGAUCAGCAUACUGAGCUUAAGAAGAUAGCUGAGGCUAAAAAGAUUAGCGCUGUUGAGAAGCAGCUCAAGGAGGAGGAGAAAAUUCUUGAAAGUGUUGCCGAAAAGAAAGCGCUCAUGGGUGUUGCUGAGUUGGCCAAAGGCAUACAGUACGAAGAUCCAAUUAAAACCAGCUGGACACCGCCAAGAUACAUUUUAGCCAAGCCCGACUCACGCCACGAAAAGAUUCGCGAAAAGCUUCGCAUAUUAACGGAGGGAGACAACGUACCACCACCGCUACUUACAUUUCGUGAAAUGAAGCUUCCUAAAGCAGUGCUGGCAGCAUUAUCGAAGCGAAACAUUAAAAAACCGUCUCCGAUUCAAGUACAAGGCAUACCGGCUGUGUUAGCGGGACGGGACUUGAUCGGAAUAGCUUUCACCGGUUCCGGAAAAACGUUGGUGUUUGUAUUGCCAAUAAUUAUGUUCAGCUUGGAGCAGGAGUUACGGCUACCGUUCAUAAAACGAGAAGGGCCUUAUGGUUUAAUCAUUUGUCCAUCGCGGGAGUUGGCGAAACAAACGCACGAUAUAAUCCAAUAUUAUUGCCGACACCUACAGGAAGCUGGCAUGCCUGAAAUCCGUACCGUGCUUGCAAUUGGAGGGGUUCCAGUGAACGAUGCCAUUGCGAUUAUUCAGCAAGGAGCACAUAUCAUGGUAGCUACACCGGGUCGUCUGAUGGAUAUGCUGGAUAAAAAAUUGGUAAAUCUCGAUGUCUGCCGUUACUUGUGCAUGGAUGAAGCUGAUCGAAUGAUUGACAUGGGCUUUGAGGAGGACGUUCGUACAAUAUUUUCCUACUUCAAGGGGCAACGUCAGACUUUACUGUUUUCGGCCACUAUGCCCAAGAAGAUCCAAAACUUUGCCAAAUCUGCUCUUGUAAAACCCGUCACAAUAAACGUCGGCCGAGCUGGUGCGGCUUCUAUGAACGUCACACAGGAUGUGGAAUAUGUGAAACAAGAGGCAAAGGUGGUGUACCUGUUGGAGUGUCUGCAGAAAACAUCACCACCGGUGCUAAUAUUCGCUGAGAAAAAGCAGGACGUUGAUGCGAUUCAUGAAUAUUUGCUGUUGAAGGGCGUGGAAGCUGUUGCGAUCCAUGGCGGGAAGGAUCAAGAGGAACGCUAUCGCUCGGUCGAGUCGUUUAGAAACCAAGAAAAAGACGUCCUGGUCGCUACAGACGUUGCGUCCAAAGGGUUGGAUUUUCCAGACGUACAACAUGUAAUUAAUUACGACAUGCCGGACGAUAUCGAGAACUACGUGCAUCGAAUCGGUCGUACUGGAAGAUCCGGAUCGAAAGGUUUAGCUACAACGUUUAUCAACAAAGCGACGGAACAGUUUGUGCUGCUUGAUUUAAAACAUCUUCUGAUCGAGGCAAAACAAAAAGUGCCUCCAUUCUUGGGUGAACUUUGCUCAGAGACAGAGAAGUAUGCCGAUCUGGGCGAUGGCUGCAGUUACUGUGGUGGUUUGGGUCAUCGUAUCACCGAGUGUCCCAAGCUCGAAGCUGUACAAAGCAAGCAAGCAUCUAACAUUGGCCGUAGAGAUUAUUUGUCGAAUACGGCAGCUGAUUAUUAG